UGGUAGAGGACCCUACUGUCAGACCUUCCAUGCAAGCAGCCAAUGUUGCCCAUUGCGCCUCGAUGAAACCGAUGAGACACGUGAAGAUGAAAAGCAAAGAGCUCUGACAAGAUCAUGAAGGACGGUGACUUCGCCACGACAUCAGAUUCAGAUGAGGCUUUUGGAACGAGAUUUUCCCCCGAUUGGCCAACAGCAGCUGCCGAACUUGUACUUCUGGUGCUGCUUGUUCUGGGAGUGCUCCUUUUGUUUGCAGGUUUGGGAUUCUGGACUGUGCACCCACCAGGCGAGUCAGAACUCUGCCAGGUCGAGACACUAGGCCUCCAAAACCUCACAGUGUCGCGGCAGAGAUCUGACCUGGCAGCCUGCCAUACACUAUACGCUGUGGCAUUUCGUGCAUUAGGAGCAAUUUCGAUGCCAUUCCUCUUGUGUGGUACCAUGGCACUUUUGGUUGCAGCUGUGAUGUUAAAGGGGCUGAAACGGCCAAAGCCUGAUUUCCGGAGGAGCUUGAUGUGUGUUGCACUGUUGGAAGUACUUGGAGCUGUCAUUGUGUGGCUUCCAUCUUGGUUGUUUCCAAGCAUCUCCCUUGCCGUUGCAGCUGGCCUAGCGCCGAUCCAUGCCUAUUUCAUCAGCAUUACGGUUGGACAUCUUGCCAUAUCUGUCUCUGGGGCAGAAUCUGGAGCUUCAGCAACAAGCAAAGCCGCACAUAUCUACGAAGUACUGUAUCAAGGAUACUGUGCUGCUAGCCGCGUGGAGCUAUGCUUGUCCGUUGGAAGCAUAUCGCUGCUGCUCCUCUUCUGGUGCUUUGUCCUGGAUGUGUUUCGGAUCAUUGCAUCUGUCAGCUGCUGGCAGCCCAAAUUAGAUGUUCAAGGUUCUCAGCUGUGGCAAAUGUUUCAGCAAUGGCGCGAGAGGUAAAAGCAGUCCGUUCCAAAGGAUGGUGUUUUGAACUGGUGAGGCAGUUGUGUUUUGAAUCAGUAAGAGGUUCCAUUGAAGGCAUUCAGGUCGCUGCAUAGUUCUGUUGCUUGCCUUGCAUCGAUCUCUGUGAUGAUGCAACUGUUGUCCAAAGACCAGAUGGAGUUUUGCCCAGGUGGCUACUGUGAGUGGAUAAGCAACGGCAGCGUUUGCCCGC
This is a messenger RNA of Durusdinium trenchii, 1126 nucleotides long. The record is from the annotation of a GenBank genome assembly. NCBI's taxonomy places the organism in Eukaryota, Dinophyceae, Suessiales, Symbiodiniaceae.